This is a messenger RNA of Haemorhous mexicanus (house finch), 6808 nucleotides long. It is a transcript of the gene INPP5J, whose product is annotated as inositol polyphosphate-5-phosphatase J. The transcript is spliced from 12 exons. Bases 65 to 2146 code for a protein of 693 amino acids. Gene Ontology annotation, molecular function: actin binding; phosphatidylinositol-4,5-bisphosphate 5-phosphatase activity; microtubule binding. The record is from RefSeq and is a predicted model, not a curated record. Lineage: Eukaryota; Metazoa; Chordata; Aves; Passeriformes; Fringillidae. Gene Ontology annotation, cellular component: cytoplasm; ruffle; plasma membrane. Gene Ontology annotation, biological process: negative regulation of peptidyl-serine phosphorylation; actin filament polymerization; phosphatidylinositol dephosphorylation.
CAAGGUACGCGGGGCCGGGCCGGGUCGGGGCCGCGGCCGGGGCCGCUCCGGUCUCCUCCCGCCGAUGGACCCGGCUCGGCGCGGCAGCGCCGACCGGGGUUUGGCCUCCGGCGCGGGGUCUCGACCCGGCCCCCCGCGCGGCCCCGGGUGCGCGGCUCGGCUCCCGCCCGACGUUGGGGUUUCGGCGGCGCCUCUCCUCGGCGGCAGCGUCCCGGGCGGCCGUAGGAGCUCCCGACCGGACGGGCACGGCUGCUCGCGGCGCGCAGGAACCGAGGGGCGACCCCAGGCCCAGACCCCGCCCGAGGGUCUCCUGCCGCCGGCCUUGCUGUCCCCCGGCCCCGGUGGCCCCCCGUCCCCGGCAGCGCCCGGCCGGGUCACCGCGCCGGGCCGGGUCACCUUCCCCGCGCCGGCCCCGCCGGAGCGGCGGGAGAUGCUGCCCAAAGCGGAGUCCAGCGACCACAUCGCGGCCUGGGCGGGCCCCGCCGUGCCUCGCGCCCCCACGCUGCCCAAGGCCGUGUCCAGCGAGUUCCUCACCGGCGGGUGGGCGGGCCUGAGCCCCCGAGCGGAGCCGGGCGAGCUGCCCGUCCUCGUCCGGCCCCUCGGUCGUCUCGACCCCAGCGACGUCUGCGAUCUGCUGCCGGACUGCUCGGGACGAGCCCCGGAGGACGGCGCGUUCCGCAUCACAGUGGUCACCUGGAACGUAGGUACAGCCAUGCCCCCAAAUGAUGUGACGUCCCUGCUGCACCUCAACACGGGCGAGACAAACGAUGUGGACAUGAUCGCCAUUGGGCUGCAGGAGGUAAACUCCAAAAUAAACAAACGCUUGAAGGAUGCCCUCUUCACAGAUCAGUGGAGUGAACUCUUCAUGGAUGUGCUGAGCCCCUUCCACUUCAUCCUGGUCAGCACAGUGCGGAUGCAAGGUGUGAUCCUGCUGGUGUUUGCCAAGUAUUAUCAUCUACCCUUCCUUCAGGACAUCCAGACAGACUGUACCAGGACAGGGCUGGGGGGAUACUGGGGCAACAAGGGUGGGGUGAGUGUUCGUCUCUCCAUCUUCGGCCACAUGGUCUGCUUCCUGAACUGCCACCUGCCAGCACACCUGGAAAAGACGGAGCAGCGCAAGGAGGACUUUGCCACCAUACUACACAUGCAGCAGUUUGAGGGGCCCGUGGCUAACGGCAUCCUGGACCAUGACCUCGUGUUCUGGUUUGGGGACCUCAAUUUCCGCAUUGAGAGCCUGGACAUCUGUUUUGUGAAGUAUGCCAUUGACAGCAAUGUUCUGAGCCAGCUCUGGGAGAAGGAUCAGCUGAACAUUGCCAAAAGCACGUGGCCUGUUCUCAGAGGCUUCCAGGAGGGACCCCUGAACUUCCCACCCACUUUCAAGUUUGAUGUGGGCACCAACAAGUAUGACAGCAGCUGUGCUGAGUGCCAGGAUGAGCUGCAUCCUCUGCCCACAUGUGCCAUAGUGCCAGGGGGAGGCAGUUUGGGUCAGAGCCCACUGCCCCUGCCAGGCAAGAGAUGCCCCUCUGUGCCCUGCAGUGCCAAGAAGCGAAAACCUGCCUGGACUGACCGCAUCCUAUGGAAGAUAAAACCUCCCAGCAAGGGGUUGGGCACAGGUGGGCAUCGGCCCAGUCAGGGUGUGCUGUCAGUGAGCCAACUGUGCUACUGCAGUCACAUGGAAUACACUGUCAGCGACCACAAGCCAGUAGCUGCCAUCUUUGCUGUGCAGUUUGCUUCCAAGGUGGACAAGCCCCUGGUUGAGAUUUAUGUGGCUGACGAGUGGACCAGGCCUGAGCAAGCAGUUGUCAGGUACAAGAUGGCUGUUGGCUUCCACCGGAGCUCCUGGGACUGGAUAGGACUCUACCGGGUGGGGUUUCGGCACCCUAAAGACUAUGUAUCCUAUGUCUGGGCCAGGAGUGAUGAUGGGGAGCGCUGCCUAGAGAAGCAGCUGUGUGCACAGGUGAUGUUCUCUGAGGAAGCACUGCCCAAGGGGAAUGGAGAGUACAUCCUUGGAUACUACAGCAACACGUCCAGUAGCAUCGCUGGUGUGACUGAGCCCUUCCAGCCAGCCAUUUCAGCCCUCCUGCAGGAAGUACGUUGGAGGAGGGAACUGAGCAUGAAACUCAGGGGGAAGCAGGAAAUUGGCUAAGAAUGCACUGCUCAACCUCCAUGGGACUUGCUCCUACAGUCAUAUCUUUCCUGUUGUAAAUCAGAAUGAUUGAGAUAAAACAUGCCUAUGCCUGGUCUAGUACAGCCAUCAGGAAUGGUGACUCUGCAGAAGCACCGAAGUUUGUAAGUAGCAGGAGCCCAGCCAGCAGGCUAAGGAGUGGAUCUGGUCUAGAAAACCACUGAGUUAAUUAGCAAAUCCAUCUGCUCUUCCAGAAAUCUGCACCUGGAACAUCUCUGAAGAAAGGGCAGCGCUGGUCAGGAGGCUGCAUGUUUUUGUUUUGGAUACUCAUAGCACCUACAACUUUGCUUUAAUUCAUCCUAGUGUCCAUGUCAGUAAUUUUGGAGCACCAGAACAGCUUCACAGGCUCUCAAGCUUCAGGACUGCCUCUACCAUGUGUCCACACCACAUGCACAGUUACCUCAUGACGCAUUCUUGAGGCUGAUAGUCACCUUUCCUGUGCCUGGUGGCCAGAGGUUCUCCAGGAAAGGAAAAGGGCAGAUUUUCAUCAGUUUCUUUUGGAUUCACAUCAUGGUCGAAGCAGAACUGGCCAUUUUCCUUGGAAAGCACAAAUUAAAACACAGGAGGAACCCCUGAAGCAUUGCCAUGCACCUCCACCUGCAUAGAUGUUCUUCAGAGUUAUGCAGGGACAUGGGCUUCCUGAGUUCUGUUGCAGGAACACUGAGCAGAUUUGAUUCCACUCACAUUCCAGUUAGUGAUGAUGUAACCUAUCAGGUCCUCAAGCCGAGGACCUGAAGUGGUGACUGAGGCACAAACCACAGCUCUGGCAGAGAGCGUUCCGCUUUCACUGCAGGCACGUCCUGGCAGCAAGCGGUAACUCCUUCCUGGUAGAGUGUCCCUCCAGAAGCCUUACCAAGUCGACCACAUUCUGCACAGGGCAGAAACCCCCCGGGUGACCUCAUACAUGGAGAUUCUCGGAGCUGGAGUUCACUUGCCAACCUGGCACAGGGAGGAGAGGGAGAGGGAUGGAAGCCAGGGCUGGACUCCCGGCCCUGCCACAGUAGGGAAUCCCCCACUAGAAGUGGCUCCAAGGCCCGCUGUCGCGCGUCGUGCUCAGAGCUGCGGGAAAAGCGAAACGCCCCCGGGCACCUGUGCCAGUCUGUCCAGGGAGCAGCACUCCCUCCCCGCCGAGACAAGGCUCCCUCCUGACCACGAAACGGCGAUGAGCUACUGCCCGAGCUGGGCCCAGCCGAACGCGGCCGAAUCGCUGGAGUGUCACCGACAUGUUUUAGGAAAAAUCCUUUCCUUAGGAUUUUUCCCUCCUGAGAAGCUGAGAGGCCUCAGGAACAAACUGUAAACAAUUCUUAUCUGCUGCUGUGGAAUGCAACAGGGGGAAUCUGUGAUUGGUCUCAUCUGGUUGUUUGGAAUUAACGGCCAACCACAGUUCACCUGUCCAGACCGUCUCGGUCCGAGACAAGCCUUUGUUAUUCAUUCCUUUAUUAUUCUUAGCUUAGCCUUCUGAUGAAAUCUUUUCUCUCUGUUCUUUUAGUAUAGUUUUAAUAUAUUUUCUAUCAUAAAAUAAUAAACCUAGCUUGCUGAUACAUGGAGUCAACUUUCUCGUCUCUUCCUUCAUCCUGGGACCCUUGUGGACAAUACUACAAAUGGUGACCCCGAGUGAAAAAAGGAGCACCACCACAGAAGGUGAACACCGAGGACAGAACUGACAGAUGGUACCUCGAGUGAAGGAAUCACCACAAUUGGACCCUGAGUGAGGAAGAAUUCUUCAUUUGGCUGGCCGCAGAGAGAACCUUUUGAAAAGUCUCCGAGACAAGAUGUCCAGAAGUCUUUGCAGCACAGAGCAGUCUGCCGAAGCCCAGAGGACACUGUCACAAGGUACUGUUUACACUUCCCUUCCUGAAAAUGCUUCCCUUCUUACAAGGCAGAUUCGGAUCUGGACAAGGGUGCCUACGGAGGCGGAGGUUCCAUUCUCUCCCUCAGAGGAGAAACUUAUUGGCCUCUGGCAAAAAUGGGGUCAUGAGGACAGAAUUCCUAUGCUGAAGAUACAUUUCUAUGAGUUUUUCAGGUGGGCAAAGCACCAUGGCUUUUUCACUGAUGUGCUGUAUGCCCUUGAUUCAUACAUAUGGGAAUGCAUGGAAUUCAUUAUCCGAGACCUUUUUUACCGGGGACUUGGAUUUCCUCGGGUUUAUCCGUCAUUCAGAACUCUCUUCCCAGUUUUGAAACGGAAAGCGUCUGCAUAUCAGUGGAUUUCGGAUUGCCGAGGUAUGUCUCCCUUCUCGCUGGCGCUGGCAAGAGGGGAACCAGUGCAAAUCCACAGCCUGCAGGUUCCCAGCCCCCCCGAAUCGCGGCGGGGGGGCGAAGUUUUGCCCGCGAUAGAAGAAAAGUUUUUUUCUGCGCCUUUGGAGCAUGCUCCGACGGAACCGCCUCCCCCGCCUCGCUGCUCUCAGGGGGGAGGUGAGUUGGCUCCACCGCCCGAGCCGGAGCCGCGGGCCCCACCCCAACCCGCCCCGCAGGAGGUGCCAGUCCCCGCGGCCCCUCCCGCGGCACCGCCUCAGCCCGGACCGGACCCGUCGCCUCCAGCGGAGUUUGUCGGCGUUCCCGUGGCAGAAGCACCGCCUCCCGGGGCUUCGCCCGAGUUGCUAGGCGACGCACUCGACAGCAAUCGCCAAGAGCUCGCGACUGCGCUGCCGCUCCCGAAGCAAAGUGAGACAACAGUGCAGGCGGCACCGGUGGGCCCCGGCCCCGCGCCCCUGCCGCCCCCCGCGGCUGUCCCGCCGCCUCCCGUGUCGGCUCCGCCGGCUUUGCUGUCUGCGCCCGCGAUGCAGCUUCCGGUACCCGGAGAAGACGCGGCUGCUGUCCCCAGCCCGGCGGGGGUCGAUGCCGCGCCGCCCGCGCCGGUCGAAUCCGCGUUCGACCCUCCAGCAGAGCCCGUGAGGGCUCCGAACGCGGCGGCUCCGCCUUUGCCUGCCAUGCCAGUGGAGGAGGCUGAGGUUGAGAACCACCAAGCGGAACCAUCAUUGGAGUCGCCCGUGGCCCCGCCGCUCCCCGCGGCGGCCACCGCGGCGCCUGCGAUCAGCCUGGAUUCCCCCCCGAGCUUUUCGGGCUGUCCCGAGGCUGCCCCUGCGGGGGGAGCUGGGACAGGGGAAGGGGAUGCCGGUCUGCCCCUCCGUGGGGGGGUUGUGGCUCGACAGCUGAUUGCGGGCUCAGCCCGUCUGCCUGCUUUCAAACUCAGCGUUUUUCGCGGGCCGGUUCGGGUUUGGUUCGGAGGUUCCCGUUGGGGGUUGGAAUGCCUGACUCCCCCUGCGCACCCCAGCACCGUGGGGGAGGUGGCUCCUGAGCCUUCUGCUUCUGGUCCCCAGCCCGCAGGGAGUGGGGGUGGUACCGAGGGGCAGAAAGGAGGAACACCUUUUGCAUUUGCGUUGCAGAGGCAGGAGAAACAGUGGAAAGUGAGCGUCGCUCAAUUGCUCUGGGGACAAAGCACCCCCAGAUCUGGGGUGAUGAUCCCUGGGAAAGCUUCUCUUCCCCAGCUGCUGGUCUGCACCGGUUCAGAGGGGAUGAAGCGUUCGGUCACUCGUGCUGCCCAGGCAUUGGCAGCAGAGUGCCGGGUUGUGAGACCACGGAGCCCGCUCCGCGGGCCGGGUCUGGGCCGUUUGGCUCGGUUCCCUGGGCCAGGGCCUCUGCCCGGCCAGCGGCUGUUUGGUUUGUGGGCUUUGCUUCCCCUGUCAGGACCUGGGCCACCGUUCUGUAGGCCAGGUCUGGGAUCCCUGAUCCUUCCACGAGGACCUGGGCCACCGUUCUGUAGGCCAGGUCUGGGAUCCCUGUUCCUUCCACGAGGGCCAGGGCCCCCGCAGAGCCUCAGUGGCUCCUCUCUGCUGCUGCUCUUUCGUCAAAAAAAAAAAAAAAAAAAAAAAAAAAAAAAAAAAAAAAAAAAAAAAAAAAAAAAAAUUUUAAAUAAAAAGAGUUGAAAGAGCUAGCAGCUCAAAAAGCAUUGAAAAGCCAAGCAAGCCUGUUUCAGGACAAAAAGGGACUUUCAGCGAUGUCAGAGAGGAACAUCUUCAGUUUGGACUUUCCCUGAAACUCAGCUGUUUGGACUUGAAGCAAUGAACUUUCUUUUCAUUGUCUUUGCAUUUUCUUAUAUCUUAAGAUUGUUUUGGUGUGUGAUGUAAUUUGAUGCUUUGCAGGUGAAGAAUUUCCCUGACGGUUCCACAUCAGCACUGAUUGAUGUUUUGAUUGGCAACAUUAAGCCUCUCAGGUGCUUGUUCUUUCCUCUGCAUGGCCCAGCAGAUGAAAUUGCAAACACUUUUCCUUUUAAUUUAUUUAAAAUAAAAAGGGUGAGAUGUCACCGACAUGUUUUAGGAAAAAUCCUUUCCUUAGGAUUUUUCCCUCCUGAGAAGCUGAGAGGCCUCAGGAACAAACUGUAAACAAUUCUUAUCUGCUGCUGUGGAAUGCAACAGGGGGAAUCUGUGAUUGGUCUCAUCUGGUUGUUUGGAAUUAACGGCCAACCACAGUUCACCUGUCCAGACCGUCUCGGUCCGAGACAAGCCUUUGUUAUUCAUUCCUUUAUUAUUCUUAGCUUAGCCUUCUGAUGAAAUCUUUUCUCUCUGUUCUUUUAGUAUAGUUUUAAUAUAUUUUCUAUCAUAAAAUAAUAAACCUAGCUUGCUGAUA